Molecule: messenger RNA, 2178 nt
Organism: Arvicanthis niloticus (Nile rat)
Lineage: Eukaryota; Metazoa; Chordata; Mammalia; Rodentia; Muridae
Gene: Lmo3
Product: LIM domain only 3
Biological process (GO): positive regulation of transcription by RNA polymerase II
Cellular component (GO): nucleus
Molecular function (GO): DNA-binding transcription factor binding; transcription coactivator activity
Source: RefSeq, a predicted model, not a curated record
GUGUGAAUGGGUGAGGUCUGUGUGGUGUGUGUGUGUGUGUGUGUGUGUGUGUACCUGCCUGAGUACUAGGGCCAGGAAAAGCCAAAACUUAAGAAGUCUGCUCAUAGACUGAACAGCUGAAGGGGUUCUCAGUAAUCUUCCGUCUGUGAAUUUCCUUAUUUUUCAGGAGAAGCGCUACCAAGCAGCCGCUGUGCUCACUGAACACCCUCCCCUGUAUCGCUUAAUUGAGAAGGCAUACAAAUGCUCUCAGUUCAGCCAGACACCAAGCCGAAAGGUUGUGCUGGCUGCAACCGCAAAAUCAAGGACCGGUAUCUCCUGAAGGCACUGGACAAAUACUGGCAUGAGGACUGUCUGAAGUGUGCCUGCUGUGACUGCCGCUUGGGAGAGGUGGGCUCCACCCUGUACACGAAAGCUAACCUCAUCCUUUGUCGCAGAGACUACCUGAGGCUGUUUGGUGUGACGGGAAACUGCGCUGCCUGUAGCAAGCUCAUCCCUGCCUUUGAAAUGGUGAUGCGUGCCAAGGAUAAUGUGUACCACCUGGACUGCUUCGCCUGUCAGCUUUGCAAUCAGAGAUUUUGUGUCGGAGACAAAUUUUUCUUGAAGAAUAAUAUGAUCCUGUGCCAGACAGACUACGAAGAAGGCCUAAUGAAAGAAGGUUAUGCACCCCAGGUCCGCUGAUCCCGCAACAUCACCCCUAACUACGCAAGCACCGCAUCCUUUUAUCUUUUUGCUCACGUGUACAUAAGAAUCAAUCGACACAGGAACGUACUAAAUAGGAUAGCGGUAGGACAACAGGAUGGCCAUGUGGAAGAAAAGGCGGACUGCAUCUGUAUGUAGUGAAUUUGCCCCAGUUCGAGAGUUGAAUGUUCAUUAUUAAAGAGAGAGAAGUAAUGUAUAUAUUGCCGGAAUUUUUUGCUUGCUAUUCGUUUGGGUUUUGUUUGUUUGUUUGUUUGUCUGUUUGUUUGUUUUUUGUGUCACUCGGCAUGAGAUCUUUAUUUUGGACUAUUGUAUAUAAUGUAUUGUAAAAUCCGAAGCACAAAUGUAAUACAGUUUUAUUGUGUUACCAUUUGUGUUUGGUUUGCUUCUUUGUAUUGUUGCAUCUAGUACAAUCAGUGUUUCAACUUACUGUACGUUUAUGCUCUCUGUGUCUACCAGCUAUUUUUCAACGAGCUGUACCUUUCUAGUAAGAAUUGAAGAGCAAAACCUCAACGAUGACACACAGAUGAAGCAAGACUAUCAACGUUAGAAAGACAAAACUAAAUAAGUAAACAAACACAAAGCACUUAGUGACAUCCGCUUCUUACGGCUACUACAGUUUGGUGUAUCCAUGCUCUCCUCAUAGCCCCCUAUUUUCAGGGGGCUAAAGAUCAGCUUUAAAAAUGAUAACGAUUUCACCUUAAAGCACUUUCAUUUUAUGCCAACGUGAAAAGUGCCAUUUUUAGAAUGACUUUAGAGCUUAGUGAUGUUCUUCAAUAUCCUUUACUGUGCUCCUUACCUUUGCUUUCAGAUUUAUUCUACUUUUUUUUUUCAAUCACACACCCUAUGUGAACUAGUGCCUUUGGGUAGCAUGUAAACAAUUUCCAAAGGGUUACUCUAAAUGAGAAAGGUUUUACCACAAUUAUGACAUAAUUUAAAAAUUUUCAACUUCUUGUGUAAAUGUUGUCCAGAUUUCUCCCUAGGAGAUGAGGGCUUUGUGUCUAUGGUUAAUGAGCUGAUGGCACUGAACAGACUUGCGGGUGUAUCUCCUGAAAUGGGGAUGGUGCACACAGAGAUCCUGAUGGCUGAGUCACACUGGGAUCUGCUCACAGCCUUGGAACUGUCGGUGCAGAAACAGAGAAGAGAAACAGAGAGAUUGAUAAGAUGUUGAGAACUGCUUGGUGAUGAUGUAUUUCAUCUGCCAUUUACUUUAAUCUUUAAAACACUUUCGAUUUGCUAUAUCACACUUUCUCGGCCCCUUGUGUUCCUUGCCAUCUUCCAACUCAGAUUAUGUAACACUUGGGCUAAAAUCUAUUCCCCGCCCCCUUUUUUAAAAUUUUGUUUUGGUUUUUAAUGGUGAAGUGUUUCCCCCUUAUUUAAAUGAUAGCUGAUGAAGAAGAAUGUUCUAGAAACAGAAACUGUGGGAAAUGAUUACUUAAAUUGCGAUUAAGGAAAUAAAACCAAGAAUAUGACUUCCUCUUC